UGACGGAUUAAUGAUGUCAUGUGUCCUAAGUACCAACUGACAUUAUGCAAGAGAAAAGGGGAUUAUGGAUUCCAAGGAGGAGACGCGAGGGGACCUGAUUCCACCGAAUCCGAGUGAAGCCCGGCCACAUUCCGGGGAAAUCAUGCUGCAUCCCAGUCUGAUCCCAGUGUCGAGGUGCGAGGCCUGGAUCUUUGUUGAACACAGAACGAUAUUGUGCCAAGUAUUCAGAUCAAAUCGGCCAAGAAUUUACCCACAUAGCGGUUAACCUUUUGGCGCAUGAGCCGGGGUCCUCAGUUGGUACUUAGGUCACCCGAUGCACGAGGAGAACAGUGCCGAGGCCCACGUUCGGGAUCGAGGUUCGCCAGUCUGAAAGUCCAUCUUCGACCUCGCUUGACCCAACGCCGCAGGUCCCCGCCGUGCUUCUUCAAUUACCUCGGGACCUACUACCCUUUUGUGCUGACCGCUCUAGGCUGAAGUAAACAACUGGCGAGAUCACGCUGCUCGCGAUCAUGAGAUGCUUUCCCGCAUACUUCCAGACGAGACGUCGAACGGUUUUGCCGCGAGGGCGCAUUCGGCGUCAAUAGACCGACAGCCUCUCAACUCCCGUGUAGUUCAGCAAUCUGUCUGUCUCCGCGACCCAAGCACAAGCAAUUCAUACAGAUAGACUGAUCUUGUAAUCUUUUGCCCGAAGAUCAAAGAAGCGUUUUUGGCGUGUGCUUAGCAACCGGCUCGAGUCUCAUGACAACAGAGAUAUCUCAGGAUCGGCAAGCCUGGAC
Mycena citricolor is the source of this 776-nucleotide messenger RNA. Lineage: Eukaryota; Fungi; Basidiomycota; Agaricomycetes; Agaricales; Mycenaceae. The record is from the annotation of a GenBank genome assembly.